AAGCAUCAGCUCACUGUCACACGCGCAUUCAUAUUAGUGCGGUGGAAAGUGCGCGGGAGCGCGUGCGCAGUGUGACAUGAAAUUUACGACGAUACUUUUGCUGGUGGCUGCCAGCUACGCAGCUGAACUAAGACCGUCUAGAAAUAAGCAAAAAGAAGAACCACAAGAAGAUAAAAGAAGAGGUGUCGAAGGAAAUGCCGGUGUUGACAAAAGGGCGCCAGUUCUUUCUACUGUGGCACCAUCAGUCACCCCUGGAAUCGAAUACGCUAAUACUAAAGAAGCACAGCAGGACAGAUCGCCUGCACAGCAAAUCUACGCAACGCCUGUGCCACAAAUCGCAAAGAUAUCUGAUGUGCUGACGGGGCAGGGACCCCCGUUCCAAGCUGCCAUCGCAAGCCACCUAUACGCCCCCGUGUCGAUUUACCAGCCCAGGCUUGGAUCCCCAACAAUAUACGAAGUAUCAGCGCCGAUACCAUCUCAAUUAGCGUACUCUGAACACAAGUUAUCAUACCAGCCACCGCAAAACGCUCUACAAUACACACCGCAAACACAAUACGAGCAAACUGCCAAAAUACUGCCUCUAAACCAAGUAAACUUACAACCGGUUAACCACCAGCAACCAUAUCAGCAAAUAUUUGUCCAACCACAGCCAAUAGUGUAUAAUCAUUUGGCCCAACCUCAACAAAUAUACCAGCAAUUACCACAACUCAAUUUUCAACCACGAUUAAACAUUCCGCAAAAUGAAAUUUUGAGGCCGAUACAGUACAUACAGACUCCUUCGUCGCCAAUAACAUAUUUGCGUCAAGAACCACAGGCAUCAGUAUCAAUUGUUCCACCACAACAACCAUUACUGCUUCCUGCUCAACCAGGAAUUACUUAUCUACAAAAAAAUAAUGUUGCCCAGAACCAACCAAAUGUUCAAACAGUUUUACCAACAGCAAUCCCGAGACAGGCUAAGGAGGCGGAAAAAGCACCUGAACCUCAACAGAAUAACAUUCAGCAACCGCAGCAAUCAGCACAAACAAACAUCCCAUAUCUGCGAACCCAAAAUCCAAUCAGCUAUACUCAACCCACGCCAAUCGCCUUUACACAACCCCAAGGACCAAUUGCGUAUACUCAACCACAAGCACCAGUGUUCUCACAACCCCAAGCACCACGAUUCAAUCAACAGCAAGGGGCUGUGAGCUUCGCCAGUUUCUCUCAAAGCCAACCAUCUUCUAUUAUCCAGCAAAAAUCCCAACAACAACAGAAUCAACAGCCUCAGUACCAAACAGUGCAAUACCAAGUGCCACAAAACCUUCAAUCAAAAACUGCAGCUACUGAAAACUCAGCCUCCCAAAGUCGGGUGUUUCAAAACAAGUACCAUACUUAAGACAAAGGACUGGACUUUCUCAACCACAAUCUCAAUCUCAAGCUCAAGCUUAUUCCCAAGAUCAAGUCUUUUUGCCAAAUACAAACUAUAUUUCUCAAUCUUUACCUACAUUUCCACCUGUACAAUAUUUUGGCAAGUUUGCACCCUCUAUCUUCGGUAGAUAUAAACGUUGAUCGAACGAAAUAUGUAUUGACAAAUCUUAGAUUAAAUAAUCUCAAGUUAUGAAUGAAAUCCAUUUGCGUGCAUGAGUGAUAUUUAUAUACGUAAGUAUAUUUCAAGUAACAUUUCGUAUCAUGGCACGCGAUAAAAUGUAAACAACUUUUUAUUAACAUAUGAUUCUGGAGCUAAAAUAGGAGUAGGUGCGAUUUUAUCGAAUAUUUAUAUACAUACAUUAUAAAUUGUAAUAUUUUAUGUCAGUUAAAAUAUGUUUUCAAUAAAAAUUGUACAUACUAAAAUAGUAUCUAUCUGAUACAAAUAAAGUUAAGUUUGUAAUAAUAUUUUAUAGUUAAGUACUUAAUUGAAGUUGUAAAGGUGCUAAAAGUAUUUACGGAACUGUGAUGCCAUAAAUCUUUAUUUUUACAAGUUAUGCUGAUUAUAUUUUAAGAAAUA
Molecule: messenger RNA, 1981 nt
Organism: Galleria mellonella (greater wax moth)
Lineage: Eukaryota; Metazoa; Arthropoda; Insecta; Lepidoptera; Pyralidae
Exons: 6
Coding region: 77-1372 (431 amino acids)
Source: RefSeq, a predicted model, not a curated record